This is a messenger RNA of Fusarium proliferatum ET1, 1716 nucleotides long. RefSeq lists its product as uncharacterized. The transcript is spliced from 4 exons. Gene Ontology annotation, biological process: peptidyl-serine phosphorylation; peptidyl-threonine phosphorylation. Gene Ontology annotation, molecular function: protein serine/threonine kinase activity; ATP binding. The record is from RefSeq and is a predicted model, not a curated record. NCBI's taxonomy places the organism in Eukaryota, Fungi, Ascomycota, Sordariomycetes, Hypocreales, Nectriaceae. The coding region runs from base 1 to 1716 and encodes 571 amino acids.
AUGGAACCCCUAAUAAGUCUUCUAUCAUCUGAUCUUGAAGAUGACAGCAAUGGUAGCAGGUCUCUAGCUAUCCCAUCUUUCAAUUUCAUCUUACCGAGCCGACCAAAUACUCCCUUACCUCACGGUGAGACCUCGUACUUGGGGUCAACAGGCUUACUGGAUGAGUCCGUCAGUCAUGAGCUGGGCCUUAAUGACCCAAUAUGGUCUCUAGACCUGACUAUCGACAGCACAGAUCAGCUAGAAGCCGUUGACGGCUCUCAAUUUCCAAUAGAAGCAUCAGGACCUUUGUUGAUGGUACCAGAAAUCGAGUCACUUGAACAACAAUUGAGAGGUGCCAUAUGCCAGCAUGCCCACAAAGAGUCCAAAGGAUUUCUUCCUCUGGACAAAUUGAAUGAAAUCGUUAUCGAAGAUUCUCAACCACAAGAGGUCUUCGCCUUUAUGGAGAAUAACAUCACGGAUCUUGACCUGCCUCUUGUCAAGGUUCGCGGGGAACACAAGGGUCGAUAUGAACUGAGACGGAAGUUCCAGCCAAAUAGGCCUUUGGAAGGUCUUGACAAGUGGUCGCCCUUCUUGAUAGACUCGUUUGAAGGGUGUCAGUGGAUGAUGAUGUCGCCUUUUUUCUCGUGGGAAAACAAACGGGCUGUCCGCACAUAUUUCCUCGCAGACCAAACUAUCCUCCCUUUCAUAGAGGACUCUUCUCGUGACGUCGACAUGGAGGAUGAUGAGGAUUUCCAAGGAGGCCACGGGUCCAUCUUCAAAGUCAAGAUACACCCAGCGCACCACAACUUUCAUCACAUCGCCGAAGCUCAUGACUCUGACUCUGCCUUUGCGGUGAAGCGCCUCCACUCUCGCAGUCGCGAAAUGUUCUCAAGAGAGGUAGAUGCCCUGAAGCGACUAAGUGGCCAGAAGCAUAUAGUUCCACUUCUGGCUACAUUUGAAUACAAGAACAGCUAUCAUCUGCUGUUUCCGUGGGCGAAUGCAAACCUGCGGCGAUACUGGGCCAUGUUCCCCAGCCCAUCCAUUGAUCGUCGUUACGGGCUUUGGGUAGCCAAACAGUGCAAAGGCAUGGCUGAGGGGUUGAGCAUCAUCCAUGAGCCUCCGCCCGACCAGAGUGACGACUAUGCCUACGAAGCUGCCUUGCAGCCAAGCCACAGACAAUCGCAGUCGUCACAGUCUUAUGGCAGACAUGGAGAUAUCAAGCCAGAGAACAUCCUUUGGUUCAGGAACGGGCCCAACACUGACAUCGGAGUUUUGGAGAUUGCUGAUUUUGGACUUACUCGCUUUCAUAAUAAAAGAUCCCGGUCUAAUAUUUCACCUGUUGGAAUGGGAAAUUCUCCAACCUACCGCGCUCCAGAAUUCGACAUGCCGGACGGACUCUUGUCGCGAUCUUACGAUAUAUGGGCGUUAGGAUGUGUGUACCUCGAAUUCCUUACAUGGUACUUCAUGGGUUGGGAAGGCGUCAUGGAGUUUUCCGCUUUGAGGGAAUACAAGCGAAACAACCUUGAGGCUGACGAUGCAUAUUUUGAGCUGACGGGAGCUCCAGAAACAGGCAACAUAUGCAGCAAGGUUAAGCCUGAGGUGGUCCAUUGGGUGGCAUCACUUCAUCAACAUUGGGCCUGUUCGCCCUUUUUUCACGAUUUUCUCGACCUCAUCAAAGACAGCAUGCUAGUUGUUGAAACAGAUGGCGAGAUUGGUCCGCAGAGCCACCGCAGCUGA